Heterobasidion irregulare TC 32-1 is the source of this 207-nucleotide messenger RNA. RefSeq lists its product as uncharacterized. The transcript has a single exon. Bases 1 to 207 code for a protein of 68 amino acids. NCBI's taxonomy places the organism in Eukaryota, Fungi, Basidiomycota, Agaricomycetes, Russulales, Bondarzewiaceae. The record is from RefSeq and is a predicted model, not a curated record.
AUGGCUAUGAAUGGACUCCCCAGCAUAGAUAAUAUGAGCGGUGCCUGGAUAAUUGGGAUGAUCGCUCUAUCCCUCUCGAUUUCCUUCCUUGCCGCUGUUCUCUCCCCGCUCGCGCUCAUACCCAUCUCCUUUAUCCACCUUGCUCGUUUUGGGUCCCUCUGUACUUUAAGUUUGUUCUUGUCUCCUCAUCUUACUAUCGCAACGUGA